Messenger RNA from Penicillium waksmanii, 288 nucleotides. RefSeq lists its product as uncharacterized. The record is from RefSeq and is a predicted model, not a curated record. Lineage: Eukaryota; Fungi; Ascomycota; Eurotiomycetes; Eurotiales; Aspergillaceae. The transcript is spliced from 2 exons. Bases 1 to 288 code for a protein of 95 amino acids.
AUGAAGCCCACCAUCGUCAUCAACUUCAUUGCUACCUUUGGCCUUCUCGGCCUCGCCUCGGCGGCCAAACUCUCCCAGGCUGAGGCCGAGUCACUUUGUGGUGACCUCGGUGUCAUGGAUACCUCAAACCUCCCUGAUGGUGUUGAUCCCAAUGCCGUCCGGACUUGCAAAGAACAUCCCGAAGGAAAAGCGGGAAAGACCGUCACUGAGGGCGAUUUCCAAUGCUGGUGGCCAUUGUUACAAGUCUUGCGCGCAGCCUGGCUCCGGAGAAUGGUGCUGGACGGCUGA